GCAGGUAAAAUGGAAAUACCAGUAGUUAAUUAGGUAAGCAGGUAUGGCUCCUCCCAGUCCCUAGAGAGAAUAUAACCUGCCACUGACACUCACAAGGCACUGACUUCUACACUGGGGAUACUGAGAAACUUGCAGCACCCGACUGGAGCAUCACUGCUGAAGCAAGAGCCACAAAAAUGAAGGAAGUUGUAAGCUCUUGUAUCUUACCACAGUCCCACCGUACAAGCAGUUUGAGGACAAUUGCUAAUAUGCUUGAUAAUGGAGGAGUGUGUGGAAUUCCCACUGACACUGUCUAUGCCCUGGCAGCUUCCUGCAAGCACCCAGAAGCUAUCAACAGGAUUUACUCCAUCAAGGAACGUCCAUCGGAAAAGCCUAUCUGUAUCUGCAUUUCCAACCUUGACCAGCUGAGGGUCAUCAAUCCCCCGUUCAGCCCCUUGCUGUGGAACUUCAUGGAUCUUGUAUACCCUGGAGGCAUAAGCUGCAUAGUACAGAAAGGAGAAUGGCUUAAAAAAUUAGGUGUCGGUCCUGCCUAUGAAACAGUCGGAACUAAUGACUCCAUCAUGAUAAGGGUCCCAGACCACACAGUCACCGCUCAUCUCACAGACAUGACUGGGCCUUUAGCUAUCACGUCGGCCAAUCCAAGUGGAGAAAGUGAUAGCACCCAUCAUGAUAUGGUGAUAACCCGACUGAGUGAUAAGCUGGAUGCAGUUCUAUGUGAUGGAUACUCCAAUGAGCUUGUGGGAUCCACAGUUGUAAAUUGCACCAAAAUAAAUGAAGGCAUCAUUAAAAUCCUGCGUGAGGGCUGUGUGCCAACCACUAAGAUUAUGCAACUAUUUGAGAGAGCCAAGAACACUCCGAGGGUUUUGUAGAAGCACAAUAAUAGAUGUCUUGGAACCUAAUGAUAUGUAUUGGAGCCCUGCUGGCAGGUCUCAGGAAACUGGAACUACUUGGAAUGUUCAUUUAUUUAACUGUUUUUCUUAAAUUCAUAUUUAUUUAUCUUUGUGCUGUAUAAUGUAAAUUGUUUUAUGGUAGAACACUACCCAUGUUUACAGCAAGUUAUAUGUGUUUACAUAAUGACAGUGACUUAUUUUAAAAUUAGCUUUUAUACAAAAUGAUAUACAAAUGAAUUUUGGAACCAAUUAGCAGGUUAAGGACAUUUGAAAGUAACCCAUUUUUUCUCUGUUCCCUAUUGUGUAUUGCUGGAAAAAUCCAAUUGGUCCCAUUGGAUUUGUCGGUUUACUUGGAUUUUUAUGUGGAAAUGUUACUGUCCAGCUCAUAAGGAUAGUCGUAAUUCUACAUGUACAUGUCUGUAGUUCUGUGUUCUAUUUACUAGAGUUUUCCCUGUUUAUAUAUGGCAUAUAACAUAUAUAGAUAUAAUCUAUGGUGCUAAGACAAAAGUUCCAUUAUGCCAGUGCUAUAAUACAUUUCUGAUGAGUAAUUACCUUCUGCUGUGUGGUGAAAAGGGAUGGCUAGAUUACCCUUAUUGGCAUAAGUCAUCCUUAAGGUGACCAUUCCUACCAUUUUCUAUAAAACAGUUUGGAAAACCUCUAUAUGCUCAUAGAUCAGAGGGAAUAUAGACUUGUAAAACAUGCAAGGGAUCAUUUACUGCAACCCCAGAUGCAAGUGCCAGAGCACUGGGGGUAAAAAUGUGUAGAAAGUGCAGGGCAAGGGGAAAAGUACAAAAACAUGGUGAAUUGUGCCAUUUUUUGGCACUUUGGUCACUAUUCUGCACUUAGCAGGUGUCAUUCAUUUUCUCCUUCAUUUCAUAAAUGCUGCUCCCAUUGACAGGAACAAUGGCUAGUGUUAAUUUACCUCAACUUGUAUGUUAAUUCUAAUUUAUUUCUCUUUGUUUUCUCAUUUGUCUCUGUUUAUUAAUUGUAACAAUUUAUUGUUGACUGAAUUGUAUUCAUUCCUAAAAUCUUUGAAAUCAUAUUUGUAAUGUAGUAAAAACAUGGCAAAUAAAGCGUUGAUUUAAAAAAAC
Molecule: messenger RNA, 1981 nt
Organism: Xenopus laevis (African clawed frog)
Lineage: Eukaryota; Metazoa; Chordata; Amphibia; Anura; Pipidae
Product: threonylcarbamoyl-AMP synthase-like
Exons: 6
Coding region: 177-869 (230 amino acids)
Source: RefSeq, a predicted model, not a curated record